AUGCGACAAAGGCGAAACGCGACAGAGGCGAACGCGACGAAAUGCGAAACACGACAGAACACGACGAAAUGCGAAAUCGACGAAAACGCGAAUCGCGAACAAAAUGCAAAUCGCGACAAAAUGCGAAACGUGACGAAAACGCGAAAUGCGACAAAAUGCGAAAUGCGACAAAAUGCGACGAAAUGCGAAACGCGACAAAAUGCGAAACACGAUGAAAUGAAACGCGACGAAACGCAAAUAAGACGAAACGCGACACAGCGCGUUGUUACGGAUGCGCGACUGCAGGAAUGUGGAUACUCGAUAUGCGAAACCUGGAGAAAUGCGAGUCUCUACACUGAUGAAGACGACGAAGAGGCGAUGCAGGGUGAGGGAGAGAGGAAUACAGAUGAUGCUUUCAGGAUGGAGUCGUUAGAUGACCUUUAUCAUAUAGGGCCCCAGGAGGACAACCAGAUGGGGCUGCAAGACAUCGCUCUGGGCCUGGAUAUCGAGACUCAGCCAACUAGCAGCGCAUGUCUCUCUGACGAGGCCAAAUCACUUUCAUUUGGAGAGUUCAACUUCUGGAGCGCGGGCAUGGAAGAAUUCAAUACCUUGUUCACCGUCUUACAGGACUCUUUCGACCCUAGUUUUGUCAAUACUGGCCUUGAUCCCAACUUUCCCCAGCCUCAACAUGGUACAUUUUAUCACGCUUCUCCUGAUUUUGCCCUUGACAACUUUGCAGCUGUGCAAAACCCGGAGUAUCCAGUUGAAAAUUUCUUUUUAAAUUCAAGCUAUCUCCAUAGUGUCCAUAGUGACGAAGCGCUAGGCCUAUCUGUUGCCACACCUCACAAUUCACUGUCGUCUCUGACCACAAACAUCUCAGUUCCUGACAUCCUGUCCCCAGUUCCUGUCAUCCCGUCCCCAGUUCUUGUCAUCCCAUCCCCAGUCCUGGACAUUCCCUCCCCAGUAACGACCACAUCGCCCAUGCCACCUGCAAAUGCACAAUCCAAGUCCACCAAAGCAGUUGUGUCUGGUGGGAGGUCUCAUUGCCUAGUAGGUAACAAGGCCAACGGACAAACGAACGGCAAUGAUAUGGUCAGACCUACAAUUGGACUGACUGCAGAGCUGCAGCCAGACAAAGCUCCACAUUGUACAGCACGUCAACACAUCCCAUCAAAUCACACACAGGUACUCAAUGCAAUUGGAUUGUUGAAUGCUCGCGUCUGUGUGACAUUUGGGGAGGCCAAAGAGAAUGAUGGACCACCAGUCACGCCAGCAACGAAGCGCGAGGCCAAGCCUACCAACCAACCCAACAAGUAA
Messenger RNA from Suillus subalutaceus, 1296 nucleotides. RefSeq lists its product as uncharacterized. The record is from RefSeq and is a predicted model, not a curated record. NCBI's taxonomy places the organism in Eukaryota, Fungi, Basidiomycota, Agaricomycetes, Boletales, Suillaceae. The coding region runs from base 1 to 1296 and encodes 431 amino acids. The transcript has 3 exons.